AUGGGGCUCAUCUUCGACGAUCCAAUCGAGGAGCGCGCCUUUAUGGAAACGGACUUCUCUAAUCCAGUCUCCCGGCGGUUCUUUGAUGGGCAGUAUCGCGAUCCAGUAUCUACCAACGCGGCAGAGAGUGUUCCUGCCGAUGUAGAGCAUAGUCAGACGCGACUGACGGACUCAACCUCCAAUCUACGUACAUACCAUGAUGAGAUGAUUGCACGCUUUCAAGACGGGAUCAACUAUCCUCAGCAAAAGGUCACAGGCCCAAGUCAUUCAUUCAAUCCAUCAUACACAGGUCCAGUCUGGCCGGCCCAAGAGCAAAACCAAGCCAGUCGCUUCAACCCAUACACAAACUCCCGGCGCCAGCAGCAGCCUGCCGAGAAUCUAACCUCUGCAAACGGCGACGGAUUCAACGAUGCACCUGCUGACAAGCGUCCACGACUAGAUCCUUUGCCAACAGCAGCGACAGCCGAGCAUUAUAGCACUCAACUCCACUCACUUCAACGUGAUAUAUCAUCUCCAUUUGGCCAGCAGAAUUACAGUUUCCCGACUGGCUUUCUUAGAAGUAGCAGGCCACAGGAGGGCAGGCCAUCUGCUUCAUUCACUUCUCGAGCACCAAAGGGACUUUCGCCACUCAGCAGAGGCCUGAGCUAUUCAAUACAGAUGCAGGCCAGCCUGCUGCCAGGGUUCACUGACCCCCUAGGCGCUGGCUCGACAAGCACCACAUCUAACACCGCUCCUAGUGGUCGAGCAGACUCGGGUGUCGUUAUACCUUCUGCAACCGCCUUGCUACCAGCUACCAGCCUUACUAACACCCUUUCCGGACCUCCUUCGGCUACUCACAACGACCAACUUAUGAGAACACGAGAUCUCAGCCGCGUGAACUCCAAGAAUCUGGUCUUCGCCCUCUUCAACGAGUGUCUGCGGCCCCCAUUCGAAUACUCAAUCAAUUUGAGUGAAAUUUCUACCUGGAAUCCAGAUUGGACGCUCGUGGGCAAGGUGACGGAUCGCACGAUGCGGAACGGCUUUGUGACGGAGGAGCUAUCCACUAUGCAACUUCAAGCUUAUGGGCUUGCGGUGAACAAGAAAAACCCGAAGAAAGUCGGCGAUCGUCUCAAGAAGCAGCGUAGCCGAUUCGGCAAGGAGAUUUACAACGUUGGGGGCAGUUGGGACGUCAAUUAUGCGCUGAGAGCUGGUCCGCAGAAUGAUCUCAAGGCGGACUCUUGGGACGAUGGCCAAGUUGUCUUUCAACACGCCAAACUCUCCGACGUCUACGCACCCACUGCUCUUGCAAAUUGGCCUACAGGACAGGAUCGCGGAAUCAUGACCAUGUGCCUGGACUGGGCUAGGCAGCACCAUGCGACAUAUCCUGGCCGUACGACUCGCGAUUGGAACUGGAUCGUUAAGCAAUUGGGCAACCAGGCUGUGGGCCCAGUCGCUGUCGCGCCACACGCCAACCUGGAUCUCGAGAAGAAAGCAGCUAUGAAUCCAUGA
This is a messenger RNA of Pseudocercospora fijiensis CIRAD86, 1488 nucleotides long. RefSeq lists its product as uncharacterized. Lineage: Eukaryota; Fungi; Ascomycota; Dothideomycetes; Mycosphaerellales; Mycosphaerellaceae. The coding region runs from base 1 to 1488 and encodes 495 amino acids. The transcript is spliced from 3 exons. The record is from RefSeq and is a predicted model, not a curated record.